This is a messenger RNA of Vespula pensylvanica (western yellowjacket), 1309 nucleotides long. RefSeq names its product kielin/chordin-like protein. The record is from RefSeq and is a predicted model, not a curated record. The transcript has 7 exons. NCBI's taxonomy places the organism in Eukaryota, Metazoa, Arthropoda, Insecta, Hymenoptera, Vespidae. The coding region runs from base 120 to 1007 and encodes 295 amino acids.
CACACAUUUAUGUACCUCUUUGUCGUUUCUCCUUCUCGUACGUAAUAGAGAUCGUUCGAAAGUAUAAAAGAUACGAGGUAGACGACGAACGAGGUUGAGUUUUCGCGAGAUUCUCAAUCAUGACGACGCGCUGUGAUUUUCGUUUUCUCAUUGAGAAAUGUGCAUUUCUCUUUCUCGUUAUUAUCGUUUCCACUUACGCGAAGAAAGCAUGCGAUCAAUCGAAUUGUUCUGGACCAUUGAAAUAUUACGAAAGUUUGGGUUGCAAGCCCGUUUAUGCGAACAAAUCUGAUUGUUGUGCUGUUCGAUAUAAUUGCGAUCAUCUUAAAUUAAGAUCUAAGAAUAAGUGUUACGUGAAUGGCAAAGAAUAUUCGAUCAGAGAAAAAUUGAAAGAAGAAGAUAGAAAUGCUUGCGAUGUAGGUUGUUUCUGCGCGGAAGGAAGUGAUGGGAUUGCUUCGUUUAGAUGUGCCAUAGUCGAUUGUCCUCGUAUUAGGUAUCCUUUAAAUUGUUAUUUAAAACAUUCACCAAGUCAAUGUUGUGGCGGACCAAAAGUUUGUCUUGAUGAUAUAAAACAAAGACCGAAGUGCAAUGUAAGCGGUGAAAUUUAUUACGACGGUGAACGUUUCGUAGUAGAUUCUGAUCCUGAUUUAAGGUGUUAUUGUCAACCUGGUUACCAAGGAAAGAACGUCGAACCUUUUUGCAAGAAACCAAAUCGUCCUUAUUGUAGUCAAGAUUUUCGCAAUCCUCGUGUUGUUUAUGAAAAUUGUGCACCGGUUUAUUAUUAUGGUCAAUCACUUCACAAGGAUUGUAAUUUUUCUACGAGAUGUCAAAAUGCCAAUGACACUGUCAUUCGUGAUGUUGGACCAGGCAGGGACGAGUCCUUGAUGUGUAUGUUUGGUAAUUUGAAAAUGCAUGUCGGUGAUAAAUUGAGUCAACCAGUUAAUACUUUCCGUCCUAUGAAAUGUUUGUGCGAAGUACCACCAGUGGUAACAUGUCAAUAUGAAGUAUAAACGAUUCGAGAAAGAUAUAUUUAAUUAUAAUUAAACGAAAAAAAGGAUCCAUUCUCUAUGAUCGCUCGAAAAACUAAAAGAAAUGAAUAAUUGUUACUUGUUAAUUAUGUAUGUGAAAAUGUUUUCGACGUGGUACUUAUGAAAUGAAAAAAAGAAAAGAAACAAUUAAAAAGUAAAAAGAAUGAUGGUUAAAUGUUAAUUUAACAAUAAUGAUUUCUAUUAUAAGUUUUAACAUUUUUGUGAUACGAUUAUAUCAAAGUACGUAAGUACUAUUACGAAUAGAAUAAUUGCUCUACGUUUAA